This is a messenger RNA of Priceomyces carsonii, 285 nucleotides long. RefSeq names its product ubiquinol--cytochrome-c reductase subunit 8 (gene QCR8). Gene Ontology annotation, biological process: mitochondrial electron transport, ubiquinol to cytochrome c. Lineage: Eukaryota; Fungi; Ascomycota; Pichiomycetes; Serinales; Debaryomycetaceae. The transcript has a single exon. Bases 1 to 285 code for a protein of 94 amino acids. The record is from RefSeq and is a predicted model, not a curated record.
AUGGGAGGUAUUAGUGCAAAGACUUAUAUGGGAUGGUGGGGUCACAUCGGUUCCCCAAAACAAAAAUAUGUAAACAUAUACACAGUCUCUCCUUAUGCAACUAGACCCAUGAAGGAUGCUUUAUACAACGCAUUCUUUAACACUUUCAGAAGAACUAAGAAUCAGGCUCUCUACGUCAUUGUUCCCGCUGUGAUUGUUUGGAACGUUUGGGUCAAAGCAAGAGACUAUAAUGAAUAUUUGUACACGAAAAGUGGCAGAGAAGAAUUGGAAAGAGUCAAUGUUUAA